Xenia sp. Carnegie-2017 is the source of this 938-nucleotide messenger RNA. RefSeq lists its product as uncharacterized. Gene Ontology annotation, molecular function: DNA binding. The record is from RefSeq and is a predicted model, not a curated record. Gene Ontology annotation, cellular component: nucleus; transcription regulator complex. Gene Ontology annotation, biological process: regulation of transcription by RNA polymerase II. Bases 3 to 902 code for a protein of 299 amino acids. The transcript has 2 exons. Lineage: Eukaryota; Metazoa; Cnidaria; Anthozoa; Malacalcyonacea; Xeniidae.
ACAUGGCGGAGUUUAACAAUUCAUCUUUUAUAAACAUGCAAGUCGCUAGUACAUCAGGUAUGUGGAGGCGACCCGUAUCAAUGGAACAAGGGCAAACCAUAGCUCCAAGUCUUCCACCACUGGAAGCACAAAAUUUGCUGGAAUCCCAACAGCUUGAUUUGGAAGAAAAGGACGAUGAUGAACAACUAGACGAGCAUUUGGUGGAAGAAGUUCACAGAUACCGAAUACUGUGGGACACAUCAUCAAGAGGGUAUAAAGACACAGUAAAAAAGAACCAAGCCUGGAAAGAAAUAUCUCUCAAAUUAAACAGGAAUGCUGAUAUUUUGAAGCGCAGAUGGAAGAACUUACGAGAUGGUAUGAUGAGAUGUCUGAAGAAAAUAAAAGAUGCUGAAAAAUCAGGGGCAGGUGCUUCUAAAACACCAUCAUGCAAGCUGUUUGAGAAUCUACUUUUCCUUAAAGACUUUGUUUCUAAUCGAGAAACAACUAGCAAUAUUACUCUAUCUAAUGAAAUUAUUAAUACUGAUUCUGGAAGUAUAAGUGAUGACAGCUUUGCACCUUCACCUCCACUACUUGCUUCGGGAUCAACACCUGAUAUGUCGACUUAUAAAACUCGUUGUAACAAAAAGAAAGCUCAUGCUGGUCCAGAUAUACUGACCAACCAAACACCAAAGCGUACAACAAAGAGAUCUGACCGUCAAGAUAAAAUAGACUUGCUUCUUGUCAAUGCAUUAUCUCAGUCAGAUGAACAGAAACAACAAACACAAGACUGGAGAAGUAGCAAUCAUUUGUUCUGCAACAGUAUUGUUGAAAUAUUGGAGAAACUACCACCCAAGAAAAAUAGGAUGGCCAGGGUAGAAAUACAACAAGUGUUAAUGAAAUAUGAAUUUGAUGAGAAUGAGUAGAAUGAAAUUUGAAUUUACAAAAGCUGAUGGUUAUGU